GCUCACGAAGAGAAAAGAUAAAGCCGCUGCUACGUCUUCCCUAUUCGUUCCAUUUCAUACCCGAACACACACACAACACCCAGACACAAAAAGAGAGUUGUGUGUCUGGCAGAAACCGCAGCUUGGUUGUGGGAGGGUAGAGAAAAGAGAAAAAAAAAACCGUGCAACAUCACUGGUUUCAUUGCCGUUGCUGGUGCCAAGGUUCCAGCUGAUCGUCGAGAAAAUGAACCGGCCUCUGACGGCCAACUCUCGCAACGAGGCAGAAAUGAUGUCGAAAGCCAAACGCCAACAAACCAUGGCGCAGGAUCCACUUGAAAAACUCCGGUGCCAACUGCUGUCCCGAGGUGCCACGGGUAUUAUCGGCUUCGGCAAGGUAUUUCGCCGGAUGGAUGAUGAUGGCAACCGUUCGCUGUCUUACGAAGAAUUUCGUAAAGGGAUCGAAGAAAGCGGAGUCAAGACCGACGACAGUGGUCGAGCUCUUUUCGAAGCAUUUGAUAAGGACCGUUCCGGAUCUGUUUGCAUCAACGAGUUCCUAAAAGCCAUAAGGCCUCCUAUGUCAGAAGGACGAAAACGAGUUAUAGCGGAAGCUUUUAAAAAAUUGGAUAAAUCAGGCGAUGCAAUUGUUACACUCGAAGAUUUAAACGGCGUCUACAACGUCAAACACAAUCCCAGAUAUCUGAGCGGAGAAGAAACAGAAGAACAAAUCCUUAAUAAGUUCCUGGCUAACUUUGAGGCAAACGGUUCCGUCGACGGAAAGGUGACGUACGACGAAUUUUUAGACUACUAUGCUGGAGUCAGCUCUUCCAUUGACCAUGACGCGUACUUUGAUUUGAUGAUGAGACAGGCGUGGAAAAUCUAAUCGUUCCACCAAAGAUUCGCUUUGUGUUCCCAUUUUUUCAAAGGCCGAACAGGGACGGGACAAGGGAAAGCUAAUCUUAAUAUUCAGAUGAUGAAGAACCUAUGGCUGCCGAUGAUUUAACUUUCCAUCGACUGUCCAUCUCUUUCAUGAGGACUUUUCUUCUUCCAAAGCUCUGUUUCUAUUUUGAAAGAAGAUCUUUCUGGGUGAAGAUACUUUUUUCUACUUAUUUAUCCUUCCUACGUUUAUCGUAGCAUCUAUCUCACUUUACUCGUCUGAAUGCCUUGGGCUGUAUUGAACCAACAGACGUUCAAAUAAUGGUUACAAAAUAAGUAGGCGAUGAUGUACUAUACCUAGUACGGAGUUCAGAAUAGGAUGCCGCAAAGUCAGGAGCACACCCGUGCAUGCCUGCUCUUUUGGAUAAAUGUAACUGGAAAAAGGUGUGCAGAUUGAUUGUGUAUUUCAUCAUAAUAUGCUUAUCAAUAAACUACACUUCUCGACUGCGA
Molecule: messenger RNA, 1362 nt
Organism: Daphnia carinata
Lineage: Eukaryota; Metazoa; Arthropoda; Branchiopoda; Diplostraca; Daphniidae
Product: calcyphosin-like protein
Exons: 7
Coding region: 224-859 (211 amino acids)
Molecular function (GO): calcium ion binding
Source: RefSeq, a predicted model, not a curated record